AUGAGCGACCCUAAACUGAGUGCGAGCGAAGAAGACGAGGCGCCGAGUGAAGCGACGGAGGCGCUCGGCGCGCAGCAGGCGGUGAUGAUUUUCGUGAAGCGGCCGGCGCCGGGGCGCGUGAAGACGCGCCUGGCGGCCGGCGUGGGGGCGGACGCGGCGUGCGACUUCUACCGCGCGUGCUGCGAGCACGUCGUCACCAAUAUCAUCGUGCGCUGCCCCGACCUUCAUCAUGCAUGGCACCUAACCCAACUGGUGCUCACUCGGUCUUUAUUCGGAUGCUUGUUGGCGUUCCCUGCUUUGCACUCCUCUGGUGGUGGUGGUGGUGGUGGUGGUGGCGGCGGCGGCGGCGGCGGCGGCGGCGGCGGCGGCGGCGGUGGCGGUGGUGGUGGUGGUGGUGGUGGUGCUGGUGACAUCCCUGAUGUGGAUGGCGCCACAGUUGCUGCUGCGCUCUCUGCUCUGCGGCACCACCGGGUGGUGUUUGGGCCGGCCCUGGAUGGCGGAUACUACCUCCUUGGCCUCACCGCAGUGCUGCCAUGCCUCUUCGAUGCCAUAGAGUGGAGCACGCACAGGGUGCUGGACCAGUCACUCUCAGCUCUCCACGCCAACGGAGUGGCUGACGUGGCGUCUCUGGAUUUGCUGCCGUGCCUGAGGGACAUUGACACUGUUCACGACCUGACAGCCUGGCUCGCAGAGAAUUGUGUGGAGGCGAGCGGUGAAGGUGCCUUGGAGGCAGACAGUACGGUGCUGAGUGGUUGUGGGGUUUAUGAGAAGACGGGGAAUGAGGAGAAUGCAUUGAGAGCAGCGCAUGCAGGUGUGCACCCAACUACACAUGCUCCUCUUGGCUGUGUGCGUGGAGCUAGGGUUGGUGGCGUAAUGGAAGGGGAAACAGACACCAAGGGGCUAAUUUCUGUCGUUGCACGUAUUCUUGGUCAAGUAAGCUCAGUAGGUGGAUUGUAG
Messenger RNA from Closterium sp. Yama58-4, 957 nucleotides. NCBI's taxonomy places the organism in Eukaryota, Viridiplantae, Streptophyta, Zygnematophyceae, Desmidiales, Closteriaceae. The record is from the annotation of a GenBank genome assembly.